Molecule: messenger RNA, 1868 nt
Organism: Chaetomium fimeti
Lineage: Eukaryota; Fungi; Ascomycota; Sordariomycetes; Sordariales; Chaetomiaceae
Product: ferric reductase NAD binding domain-containing protein
Exons: 3
Coding region: 93-1868 (591 amino acids)
Biological process (GO): copper ion import; iron ion transport; intracellular iron ion homeostasis
Cellular component (GO): plasma membrane
Molecular function (GO): ferric-chelate reductase activity
Source: RefSeq, a predicted model, not a curated record
CCUCAAGUUAGUGUAGCUGUGCCUCUCUUGGCCGCGCAGGCCGUUCUCAGACUCCUCUUUUCAUCUGCAUCAAGUAUUGAUCUGCUGUGGCCAUGAGUUUAUUUAAUUACCACUUCAUUGACCUGUCUACGGGCGAGAAGCAAGUCCGCCGGCAGACUCUCGACAAAUAUGCACUCUACGCCCAGCUGUCCGUUUUGCUUCCGGUUGCUGUCCUCCUGAUAAUCCGUCUAUGGAAGCAGACGUCCAAGGCUGGCGCAUCUAAAGGUCAUUAUGACGCUGUCCCAAGCUCUCCGGUGCUGAAAGAGCGCAGGAACAGCAACGUGGGCACUUGGAGUUCUCGGUCGAGGAGGCUUCAGUGGUGGUUGGGUGAGGAUGUCGUGGUGGCCGGGUGGGUGUUGGGCCAGAGAGAUCAAUGGGUGGUUGGGCUGGUGUGGACCGCUUGGCUUCUGCUGCUCUGUGUAUUAGAAACCGGGGAGGACUACCUGCACCUGACAAAGAGACUCGGCGUCGUUGCCAUCUCGCAAUGGCCGCUUCAGUACCUUCUGGCGCUCAAGUCCCUGAACCCUGUCGCCUACCUCCUCCAAUCCUCUCACGAGCAGGUCAACCGCUGGCACAGGGUUAUGGCACGUAUCACGACCGUCUUACUGUCCCUUCAUGCGACUCUCUACCUCAACUUCUUUGUCCAGAGGGACCGCCUCGACCGACUGGCUGAUCCCAUCGUUCUCUCGGGAGUCGUGGGCUUCGGCGGUCUGCUCUUGAUCGCCUCGACAGCUCUCCGGCCGGUCCGCCGGUAUUCGUACCGGCUGUUCUUCGUCGUCCACCUCGUUGCGGGAAUCACCGUGCCCGUGCUCAUCGUCAUCCAUGCCGCCCCGGCUAGAAUGUUCCUGUUUGAGUCCCUCGGUGUUUUCUUCGUCGACCUGGCUUCGCGGAAGAUGGACACGGUGACAGGGCACGCCACGGUUGAGUCGAUUUCAGGCACAGACCUCGUCAAGAUUUCGGCCAGAAUACCCCACUCCAAGGUCAACCGCUUCCGUACGCGUCCCGGGUCACAUAUCUACCUCAGUAUUCCGCCCGCAGCUCGUAAAUCGAUGAGCGCCGCCUCCAUCUCGCACCUCCUGUUCGAGUUUCUCUUCAACCCCUUUACCGCCGCGGCUGUGGACGAAGAGAGCCCGGAUUUGACCUUGGUUGCCCGGCGCUGCAGUGGCCCCAUGACUGCGGCUCUGAAGCGAUUCUCGGGCCUGGCGAAACCUACCGAUGUCAACAUCACGGACGAGGACAAGAUACCUCUGUCAAUCGAAGGCCCCUACGGAGCGGCCAGCCGCCUCUCUCGGCUACGUACCGACUUUGACCGGAUCCUGCUUGUUGCCGGUGGCGUCGGUGCGACUUUCACUCUACCGCUGUACCGCGCCAUCACCCACGAAAACCCGACAGCGAGGGUGGAGAUGGUGUGGGCUGUUCGAUCGGCUGGUGACGCAACGUGGGCGGUGACCGGGAAAGAGGCCCAGACGCUCCUAAAGGACGAUAAUAUCCAUAUCUUCAUCACGGGCGACGCCUCCGACCCAGAAGGGACAGAGUUCUCGAGGCAGAGAGCGGCCGCUGGCCGCACUGACGGUGGCGCAGACGGUGAGGUCGAGAUGAGCACCAUGCAUAGGGACGCCCGCCGUGAACGGUACACAUCGCAGCACAACCGAAAGCGGCCCAACCUUCAGAAUAUCGUCGACGAUCUGUUUAGGUUUGGCUACGAGGAGAGGGUCGCGGUGCUCGUGUGCGGCCCCAACGAGAUGGCCAAGGAGUUGAGGGCACACCUCGGCGUCUGGGUCAACAGGGGGCGGUCGGUUUGGUAUCACAAGGAGGGCUUUGCGUUUUAG